CUAGCCAACCGGACCUGAGGAGAGAGUAGGCGUGCUAAGUUCGCUCGCGGCUGACCUUUCUUUGAUUGUCCUGGUUUCCGUGUGACUUGUGUGUUAGGAAAGGCGGGUUGUCACGUUUCUACAAGGCUUUCAACUAAAAGGGAAAACUUGCCCAAGUCUUCCUAGUAGAGGAAUCUCAAGAGGUGAAGCUGAACCCAGAGCUACAUGUACAGCUAAUCUUAUCAAAAUGUGUGGAAGUAAAGCAAUCUGAAGGAAAUUCAGCACCAUACAAUUUACUGACUGAAAUACAUCAUAUUAUUCAUACCAAGAAUAAGAGUGGAGAAGGACCAUUUUUUUUUCCUGCUAAAAUAAUGGAUGCAGAAGAACAACAGCUACGGAAGACAGACUUUUAUUCUGAAUUGCCAAAAGUGGAACUUCAUGCCCACUUGAAUGGAUCCAUUAGUUCUAAUACCAUGAAGAAAUUAAUAGCCCAGAAGCCAGAUCUUAAUAUCCAUGAUCAGAUGACUGUGAUUGACAAGGGAAAGAAAAGAACUUUAGAAGAAUGUUUCCAGAUGUUUCAAACUAUUCAUCAGCUUACUAGUAGCCCAGAAGAUAUUCUAAUGGUCACAAAAGAUGUCAUAAAAGAAUUUGCAGAUGAUGGUGUCAAGUACUUGGAACUAAGGAGCACACCCAGAAGAGAAAAUGCUACUGGAAUGACUAAAAAGAUUUAUGUGGAAUCUAUACUUGAAGGUAUAAAACAGUCCAAACAAGAAAACUUAGACAUUGAUGUUAGGUAUUUGAUAGCAAUUGACAGAAGAGGUGGCCCUUUAGUAGCCAAGGAGACUGUAAAACUUGCCGAGGAGUUCUUCCUUUCUACUGAGGGUACAGUUCUUGGCCUUGACCUCAGUGGAGACCCUACUGUAGGACAAGCAAAAGACUUCUUGGAACCUCUUUUAGAAGCUAAGAAAGCGGGUCUGAAGUUGGCAUUGCAUCUUUCAGAGAUUCCAAACCAAAACAAAGAAACACAAAUACUCCUGGAUCUCCUUCCUGACAGAAUUGGACAUGGAACAUUUCUCAACUCUGGUGAGGGAGGAUCUCUAGAUCUGGUGGACUUUGUGAGGCAACAUCGGAUACCACUGGAACUCUGUUUGACCUCAAACGUCAAAAGUCGGACAGUUCCAUCUUAUGACCAGCACCAUUUCAGAUUCUGGUACAGCAUUGCCCAUCCUUCUGUGAUCUGUACUGAUGAUAAGGGUGUUUUUGCAACACAUCUUUCUCAAGAGUACCAGCUGGCAGCUGAAACAUUUAAUUUGACACAGUCUCAGGUGUGUGAUCUCUCUUAUGAAUCCAUCAACUACAUCUUUGCUUCUGACAUCACCAGAUCUGAACUAAGGAAGAAAUGGAAUCACCUGAAGCCCAGAGUGUUACACUUCUAAGCUGUAAUGAGGUGAACUACUUCUGAGUAUGUUGAAUCAAGGUGUUCCUGCCAUAUCCCACUUAGUAAAACAGGCCACCAUUUCUUUGAAGCAUAGCAGCCAAGUUCCAUGGGCUCCAUCAUCAGCAACCUUACACAUGAUGCUCAGUAAAUAUGUCUUAGACUCA
Molecule: messenger RNA, 1581 nt
Organism: Saimiri boliviensis boliviensis (Bolivian squirrel monkey)
Lineage: Eukaryota; Metazoa; Chordata; Mammalia; Primates; Cebidae
Gene: MAPDA
Product: N6-Methyl-AMP deaminase
Biological process (GO): adenosine catabolic process; inosine biosynthetic process
Molecular function (GO): adenosine deaminase activity
Source: RefSeq, a predicted model, not a curated record